This is a messenger RNA of Haliotis rufescens (red abalone), 6185 nucleotides long. Its product is annotated as nucleoporin NUP188-like. The record is from RefSeq and is a predicted model, not a curated record. Gene Ontology annotation, molecular function: structural constituent of nuclear pore. The transcript is spliced from 51 exons. The coding region runs from base 25 to 5376 and encodes 1783 amino acids. Gene Ontology annotation, biological process: RNA export from nucleus; protein import into nucleus. Gene Ontology annotation, cellular component: nuclear pore inner ring. Lineage: Eukaryota; Metazoa; Mollusca; Gastropoda; Lepetellida; Haliotidae.
GUUGUUUAGAGCCAUUAUUGAAUAAUGGCGGGAGGCGUGGAGAGUUUCAACAAUCGAGCAUUAUGGCAGUUCAUCAGUGGAGCAGGCGUGCAGCGGCCAAAGGAGCUGAUUGCAAUAGAAUUGAAGAAAAACAAGACAAAGGUUUUAGAAGGCCUUACCUUCUAUAGAAAACAAACGAGCCCCACAGGAGAACAGCUGAAGAAGGAGAGGAAGGUGUCGGAGGCUCGACUCGAGUUCACACAGAAACUCAGCCGCUUCCUGGGCCUGGAUGAGGUUCAGAGCUAUGACCUCCUCAUUUCCUUCCUUGCCAACGACUUCCGCGGCUCCAAGAAAAACCUGCAGCAAGUAUUUGGUCAUGAGCGCCACGCCCAGGCGCUGAUCAUGAAGAUCCGAGACUACUACUUCACGGAGAGGCUGUACCUUCUGAAGUGUCUCCACCAGGUCCUCAACUUCUGGCCCGACACACAACACCCGUACAAGGAGGCGUACAGCCAGUUCCUGAAUGACCUGCUGGACAACUACCAGCUCACAGAGAAGCUGUUGUCUCAGUUCUCCGAUGUGUGUAAAGCUCAGAUGCCGACCUGGGAGACUCACGGACCCCUGAUGACGGACCAUCAAUCUCAGGCAUGGGUACACCAGAAUCUGAAAGAACAGUGUGAACUGCUUGAGCUGCUGCUACUUUACUUCAAAGACUUUGAGACGAAUGAAAAAGGUUUUGUGGAUCUCCUGGAGAAAUUCAAGGGUCAUGGGUUCGGGUACCUGCAGAGCUACAAACAUGCACUGGGGAAAGCUGAUGAGAAAAUAGUCAAAAGAAUAGGAUACCUGGAGAUGCUCAUCCUGCUGGACCUCAUGGACUUCACCACCGCCGCCAAGUGUCGGGAGGACAACAACUUUGAUGAGCACCUUCUCCUCAGUAAGAAAGACACUUUUAACAAAGUCAACAAGAUAUUUGAGCAUCUGGGUUGCGAGCGGCAGGUGGCGCCACUGUUGUUAGGAUGGGCCGUUCUCCGCCAGUUGUAUGUUGACGAAGAUGAAGGCGCCAUGGCAACCAGGAAGUUGGGCAACAUGGCGUUGCAGUUGGGUGUGUUUGACUAUACACUCGACCUACUGAAAGUGGAGCCGUUCAAUGGCAGCAUGAUUAUCGCCUCCUUCGCGCGUCUCAUCGUCUACUCCCUGAUGUUUGUCACGCUCAGUUUGUUUGAUGAGGAGACACUGGGGAACCCUGAGGCGCUGUAUGAGGUUGCUGCCUUGGUGCUGAAAGCGGACUUCAACGCGGAAUACAUGUGGCAGAAGGGUCUGGAGGAGGGCCUUGGGUGUCUGUACAGUUCCGCCAUUGCCUGCUUCCCACUUGACUUCCCCAAGCUGAUGAAGCUCAACACAUCUUUGUCAUCAGCAGGCCCAGACAGUGCCAAGAGGGUGAAAAUGUCGAUGCAGGAGUUGAAGCUGUACACAGAGUACUUCGACACCAACAGCUCUCAGGAUAUCAUACCCACACAACAGAGCUCUCUCUUCAAACUGGCCAGGCCUAAACUCCCCUACAUCGCUGGGGACCUGGUCAUACCGAGAGGCACGCUGGGACAACUCUCCGGCAUCAAUGCUCAGGCAGCGAAGCGGAGCAGCCCCGUCAUCCAGUGGGAGCUGGUGUACAACGGCUGGCAGCUCAUGAUGUGCGAGGUGCAGGAGCUGCUGCACCAGAUAGCCCAGGGUGGAGGAAUGGUGUCUCCGCUGCAGAUAUCCAGGGUGACACAGGUCAUGCAGCUCGUGCGCCAGGUCAUGACCUCUGACCCUGACUCUGUGGAAGAGUUCAGUGAGAUCGUGAGUCUAGGAUUCCAAGUCAUUCAAAGAUUCAGUGCUGUGUCCCCUCCUCCCCUGGACCUCCUGGCACACACCCUGGAGUGCAUCACGUGCAGUGUGAAACACAACGCCAAGCAGAUAUGGCACAACAUGAAACUUACAGGGUUACUUCCCUUCCUCACAGAGAACGUAGAUAACCUUGGCGAGGUGUUGAGUGGGCGUGGUCUCAGUUCGGGACUGUAUGGGACCAUCUUAGCCAGCACAGAAGCCACCCAGGGCAGAUACCCCCUGACCCUCGCAGUCCUCGGCUUCCUUACAGAGUUGAUUGAGCCACUGUCGAAGGCGGAGAGAGAGGAGGAGCUUCAGCCAGUGAUGAUGUACGUCCUGCGAGAAAUCUUCCCCGUGUAUCAUAAAUGGAGAUACUACGACAUCACCAGGAGGGAGACUAUAGGCCACAAGUGCUUGCAGGUGUUCCAUAAGAUCCUCAACCUGAUGACAUUGCACAAGAAGAAAUCCAAAAGUAAAAGGCCUCGACUGCAGGAGGUGUGUGUGUACAGUCUUCUGUUUACUGAGGCUGGACGGGCUCUUCUGGACAUCCUCGCCACUGGUGUAGACAGUGUUGAGCAGGCCGUCGCAUCUCAGGGGAGCAAUGCCGAAGGAGUCGGCAUAGACCUCAUCCAACUCAUCCAACUUUCGUUCUCCGUCCUCAACCGCCUUCUCCUACUGAGGUCGCCUGACCUCCCCGUGUCACCGACUGAGCACGCCCUCUCGUCGCAGCCGGCGGGGCAUCAGCAUCAGCACAUCGUGGCCACCAUCGCCCAGUACAUCUACCACCGCCACGACCCUCGGCUCCCUACCCUGGCUGCAGUGCUGCUCAAGAGACUGGCGCUGGUGUCUCCGAUGUCUAUCCUGGCCUGCCUUGGCAAUGAUGCGGAGCCAAUCCGAGACAUGUUCCUCACCAGACUGCAGGCCCUGUCGGAGGAUCUACGGCUGAAGGUGAUGAUCCUGGAGCUGCUGUCUGAGUGUGUGGAGACUCAGCCGGGACUCAUCGAGGUCUUCCUCAACGUGCAGAUGGUGGACUCCUCCGAUGGCAAACGGCAUGACCUGAGUUUGGGGAAGAGCUCCUGUCUGCAGACCGUCCUUGGACUCAUGGACAUCAAGAAACAGAGUAGCUACCAGUGUCCCCCAGACUUGCUGUGUGCGUCCGCUGACUUCAUCCACUCCUUGUGGCGCGGACUCCGGGAGACGGCCAUGGAGGUGCUCCGCACUAAGGACGCCUUCUGGCCGAGCGUGUUUGCUCCACUGACACGGAACCUGCCAGACCCGGCCUCCGACCUGAAUGAUCAACACUCCCUCAAGUUUGAGAUGAAAACUGUGGCAUUUGUCUUCAAGAUCCUGGCCCAGGAACUCUACAUAAUCCACAGCUCCAAGCUGGAUGACAAGCUGAAGAAGUCGCUGCAGAUGAUCUCCAAGGACAAACGACUCAACACCUGGACUGAGUUCUUGAGACGCUGUCUGGUGGCAGAGGGGGAGAACGCUGAAGUUGGGAGUGAUGAAGAGCUGAAGGAGAAUGCAACACUACAGCUCCUGUUGGCCUGGAAGAACUUCCUCGUUACAUCAUCUAAGUUCAAGGUGGAUGAUCUGACGCUGCCCGAGAAGAUGAAGGAGAAGAUCAUCACAGAUCUGCUCUGCGGGAUACAGGCCCAGUUUAAAGGAAGUCUUACGGCUCUGAACAUGAAGCUAGCAUCAGUAGCCAGCGCUCUGCUCUUCACACUAGUCAAACACUGGACAAGUUGCAUCAGCAAGCCCUCCGCCAUGAUGGUGACAUUGCGGGAGGCUGUCGGGGAGACAUGUGCCAACAGCGAGACCCUCAUCCCCUCCGUACAGAUCGGCCUCCUGGGAUGUCUCACCAUACUUCUACAGCACAGCAGGCAGGAGAACACUGUCGCUCUGGACACUGACAAGUUGACGGACCUGCUGCCCAACGUCUGCUCGGUGCUGAUCCAGAGUUCCCGCCAGCUCCCGGGGCCCAGGGGGAUGCGGGACCCAGGCAGCACCCAGCCGCCGACCGGGGAGACGAGGGACGUAGGGAGCAUGCAGUUGACACAGGGGGAGGCCAGGGAUACAGGCAGUAAAGAGGGGGAGACUGUAGAUGCUAAACUCAAACUUCAGAUUGUCACCUGUAGUCUGCUGGAGGAACUGAUCGAGGUGAUCGGGGACGACCAGGUGUGGAUGCCCAUCCUGCAGCAGCACUCCAUCCUGCAGACUCUGCUCAUCUCGGUGGAGUCCUUCAUGAAGGCCAAGCGAGGACUGCCGUAUGUGCAUGCUGUGUUCCUGCUGCUGCUCAGCGUGGCGCGGUCAGAAAGGGGGUCAGCGGCCCUGUCCCUGGCGGACCUGACCCCCCACACCUGUCUGGUGGUCACCAACUGCUACACCAACGAGGACAUCUACUCCAGGCCAGCCGUGCCCCUCAAGUCUGGCAGUUUCUUCGUGCCCAUGGUCCAGUCGUGGCACAACGUGUACUGCCUGUGCAUGGAGGUGUACUCCACAGUGCUGGCCGCACUCCGACACUCCUUCCUGGAGGACGCUCUCAGCUUCGCCGGGGCACAUCAGGACAGGAUAACACAGUCGAUGGAGAUCGCCCGCAUCAGCCUCCUGGACACGGCACUCAGGGAGGCGGAGUCGUCAUGUGACUUCAUCUGUCAGCUGUCCGCCUUCAGCCGGGAGUGGCGCCUACAUCUGCCGGACGUGCUCGACAAGUUCCUGACCUCCAUGGUGUACAUGAACCAGACCUUCAUAGCACUACUCAUCAGACCUCGAUAUCUGCUGUACGUCCUCGAGCAACAACGUGGCCAGGACCGAGUUAGCAAGAAGGACUCCUUCCACUCAUCCCCCAUGCUGCAGCACCAGGCAUCCACUGAAGACCUGGAGCAACCCACCACACAGCUGGUCUGUGUCCAACUCAGAAUGUUGAGUAUUUUGUCUCGGAGUCUGACGGCGCUGAAACAUUUCACCCCCGACCUGUGCGAAGUCCUCCUGGACCAGAGCAUGGACAUCAGUGAGUUUGACUGUUUCCUGGGCCUGGGGUUCAGCACUCCGUCAGUAGACCAGGAGACACAGCCCACCUUCGGCACCUUCAUCUCCUGUGUGACCACCUGCUACAGGAUACUCAGCAAGCUGGACCCAAGAGGGACGGGGUCGCCACAUCGGUCACCAGAAGCAGCCACAAGUCAGCAUAUACCGAAAAGCCUCGUGCUGUACGUGAUGGAGAACUCGCUGUACAUCAUCAUGUCCCAGGCCUGUCACUACCUCCGCACACCCGGACUCUCGUCACGAGAAAAACAGUUCCUCAAGCGAGAACUUGGAGCUGAACUGAACUCUUUCCUGUCCAGUAUGUUACGGUACAUGCGGCGUGGGGGCGGGGGCCCCACGUCCCCGGGGACACUCCAAGCCAGCCCCCAGAGCGGCUCCAGCAGCACCUCCCAGCUCAGUCGCUCCGUGUCCCAGACAGCAUUCACAAACACACAGGACCAGGCCUUCUUCAAGCUGGUGCACGACUUCGUCAGCAAAGUUCUCAGAUGAGGACCAACUUGUGGACUGUGAACAUGGCAACAAUGUCAAAAUCAAUCACGACUUCGUCAGCUAAGUUCUCAGAUGGGGGCCAACUUGUGGACCGUGAACAUGGCAACAAUGUCAAAAUCAAUCACGACUUCGUCAGCUAAGUUCUCAGAUGGGGGCCAACUUGUGAACAUGGCAACAACGUUAAAAUCAAUCUCGACUUCGUCAGCUAAGUUCUCAGAUGGGUUCCAACUUGUGAACAUGGCAACAACGUUAAAAUCAAUCUCGACUUUGUCAGCAAAGUUCUCAAGUGGGGGCCAAUUUGUGGACAGUGAACACAGCUGGAAGGUUGACAUCCUUCUUGCGUAACUUCCAUGUGGUACAAGAUACAAAAGACAGGUUGGCCGAUAUGGAUUUGCUGACACCUGUACACAAGGAGUCCAGACAACAAUAAAGGGCUGACAGAAUGACGUCGAAAUAUGUAUUAAGUUUAUCAGACAAUUUUCUUUCUUGCAUUUGCAUUUUGGGAAAGAAGCAAAGAUGGAUUGUGAAAAAAACUGAGCAAAGCCAAGAAUAAUGUUUUGUUUGACUCAAGCUGGUUUUAUUAAGUGUAUGAUGAUAAAACAGUUCAAAAUUAGAUCUCAAAAUCAAAACUUUAUGUUGUCCAAGGUUCUGCUAAUUUCUUAUAUUAUCUCCUGUGGGCCUUCAUGAAUCUUUUUCAUACCUUGGCUCAUUUGGAAGCUAUGCAAUGAAACAUUUUAGACUUCAGCGUGGUGAAAUUAUGUGAUGUGUAAAUAUAUGUACAUGUGGACACAAUAAAAUUGUGACAACUC